AUGUUAAACACUUAUAUCUGCCUCCCUUUCCUUCUUUCUUUCCCCUCCUUUCCCUCUUUCUUUCCCCCUCUCUUUCCCCCCCCCUCUUUCCUUCCCCUCUCUUUCCUUCCCCUCUCUUUCCCUUCCCCUCUCUUUCCCUCCCCCCUCUCUUUCCUUCCCUCUCUCCUUUUCUUUUCUUUCCCUCUCUCCUUUUUCUUUCUCUUUCCCUCUCUCCUUUUUCUUUCUCUUUCCCUCUCUCCUUUUUCUUUCUCUUUCUCCCUCUCCUUUUUCUUUCUCUUUCUCCUCUCCUUUUUCUUUCUCUUUCUCCUCUCCUUUUUCUUUCUCUUUCUCCCUCUCCUUUUUCUUUCUCUUUCUCCCUCUCCUUUUUCUUUCUCUUUCUCCCUCUCCUUUUUCUUUCUCUUUCUCCCUCUCCUUUUUCUUUCUCUUUCUCCCUCUCCUUUUUCUUUCUCUUUCUCCCUCUCCUCUUUCUCUCCUCUUCUCCCUCUCCUCUUUCUCUCCUCUUCCCCUUUAAAUACCGUAAUUCCAUUAUUUGGUAUUGGAAGGGUGUAA
Molecule: messenger RNA, 549 nt
Organism: Acanthosepion pharaonis
Lineage: Eukaryota; Metazoa; Mollusca; Cephalopoda; Sepiida; Sepiidae
Source: the annotation of a GenBank genome assembly